Messenger RNA from Trichomonas vaginalis G3, 2802 nucleotides. Its product is annotated as spectrin binding. Bases 1 to 2802 code for a protein of 933 amino acids. Gene Ontology annotation, molecular function: protein binding. Lineage: Eukaryota; Parabasalia; Trichomonadida; Trichomonadidae. The record is from RefSeq and is a predicted model, not a curated record. The transcript has a single exon.
AUGCAUAAAUCGUUUGAAAUCAAAGCCUCAUGGUGCCGUAAAGAAGGCGGUAUGAUUAAAACAGUAAAGAAGCGCUGGUUUAUUUUAUUUGAAGACUCCCUUAAAUACUUUGCCGACGAAGAUCAGGAACAAGAAAAGGGACAGAUUCCAUUUUCUGUAGAAAGUACCGUUGAUAUUGAUACAACAUAUAAAAUCCAACCAUGCUUCUUCAUCAACUGCCCAGAGCGUAAAAGAGUUUAUCGCAUUUUCCCCGAAACAGAAGUCGAUAGAGACGAAUGGGUAGCUAUGAUUAGCAAUCUCAUCAAUCUAAAGAGGACUUCCGGAAAUCCGAAAUAUAUUACUCGUUUCCCAAGAUUUUUCACUUUCUUCAUUACCCCUUCAGAAUUAUUAUGGAAGAUCAGAAAGGAAGACAUCCCAGAAAUUUCCGUGAUGCUCCAAGACAUCGUAAAUAAAAAUGCGAUGUCAAUCAAUCAACUUGGCCGUAUGGUUGCUUACAUCUGCCAGAAUCGUCUUACAAAGCUCAGAUUAUAUGCAGAUUUAAUGGGCGAAUUCCUUUCAACACAGAAAAAUGUUGAUGGCGCAGCAAUUCUCAAAGAUUGUCCCCAUCUUGUUGCCCUUCUUAUCAAGAGGAGAAAGAUAAGUGGCAAACAAUUAGAAGGAUUCGAGAGCAAGUCCGAAGAUCAGAUCUGUGAUAUCUUUGACCAAGGUUCCUUGAUGAAUGCGAUCUUUUAUGACAAUUUACAGGCCUUCCAAAUCUACGCUGACAAGAAAGAAUUUGAUACUAACCAAGAAGUCGACGGAAAACCACUCAUUAAUAUCGCUGCUCACUACGGUGCUUACAAAGUUUUCAGAUUUCUCUUCAAGACAGUUCGUGUUGACGAAGUUACCCUCAAAGAAGCCGCUUUUGGCGGAAACAAGGAAAUCUACAAGCUCUGCAAGCAAAAAAUUACAACACCACGCGAAGUCAUCGACGCAGCUAUUUCAAAUCACCAAACAGAAAUGGUUUCUUACCUCUACAGCGAAGAAGAACUCGAUUACACCUACAUUUCUUGCCUCAGAUCCAGUAAUUUCCGAGCAUUCUUCGACAGAUUCUUCAAGAACGCAGAUCCAAACUGGAAAGACCCAGAAGAGUGCACACCUAUGAUGGGCGCUGCCUCAGCUGGCUUCCAAUCCUUACUUUUACUCAUCAGCGAAUGCGAAGGAUCAAUCGACUCCCAAGGCAGGGACGGCUACACACCAUUAUGCUUUGCAGCCCAAUACGAUCAGAUUGACUGCGGCAACUACCUCAUCAACAACCACACAAACCUCGAAUCUAAUACAGCAAGAGACGGAACUCCUCUUGUCAUUGCAGCGAAGAACUGCGCGUGGCGAUUCCUCAAACUGCUGAUCGAGGGCAAGUCCAAUGUCAAUGCCACCGACUCACUCGGAAACAGUGCAUUGAUGUACGCGAUCAAAAACAACAAUGAAGAGAUCACACAGUUGUUACUCGAGAGCAAAGCGAAUCCAAACAACUUGAACAAGAACAGAGAUACACCUAUCUUCUACGCAGUCGAUUCUUGCAACGUAAACAUCGUAAGAAUGCUCCUCGAAAGAAGAGCAACAGUAGACCUCAAAAAUGAAAAAGGUGACACACCCAUACAUCGCGCCUGUAAACGCAAUAACAUCAUUAUUGUUGAUUACUUGAUCAGGUGCGGCGCUAAGCUUGAAGAGCUCGACCACCACAACAACACACCUCUCAUGAUUGCUAUGGAUAACAGCAAUUUGGAUGUAAUGAGAUUAUUAAUCCAAAGAGGUGCAAACGCGUCAAAUUACGAUAAAGACGGUUCGACACCUUUAAUGUUUUGUGCGAAGAACAACAAAUUGGAUGCAGCCAAAGUCAUCUGCGAGUGUGGUGUCAAUCCAGAAGUCAUGGAUUACGAAGGAAAGACUGCUUUGAUGUACGCAUGUCUUUUCAACAACGUUGACAUCAUCAGAUACUUGGCAAGCCGCAGAUGCAACAUCGAAGUUAUCGACAAGUUCGGACGUACGCCUGUCAUGCUUUCCCUCGCAUCAAAGAACUUCGACGCAGCAUACGCUCUUGCACAAGCUGGAUGCAAUCUCCACGCAAAGGAUCUCGGUGGAGGAUCAAUUCUUUACUACGCCGCUUUUUACGGUGACACGAGAAUGGCUAAGUUCUGCAUUGAUAACCAGAAAGGAGUUGAAUUGGAUAUCAACAUCGAUAACCAGACACCUUUGAUUCUUGCUGCAACACAACAGAACUCACAACUCGUUGAUAUAUUGGUAGGAGCAGGAGCUUCCCCUGAUGUUUUCAAUCUCAGAGGAAUAACUCCAAUGUGCAUCGCUGCAAUUAACAACGAUUUUGAGACAAUCAAGAGCUUCGUGAAGAAUAAAGUUCCAAUAGAUGGAAGAGACGCGAAAUUAAACACUCCUUUGAUGCACGCGUGCGCUUGCAAUUGCAUCGAAAUCGCUAAGUAUUUAGUUGAUUGCGGUGCACAGAUAGAAGCAAAGAAUUCAAUCGGAGCAACUCCUCUUUCUUUCGCUGUUGCUUCAAACGCAAAGGAAAUUGUUUCUUUCUUGCUGUUUAAGAGAGCAAACGCUAAUAACGUCGAAGGAAACGGAAUUACUCCUUUGAUGAUCACUGUUAUGAAUAAUAAUCCUCAAAUCGCAAAGUUGCUCAUCGAGUUCGGUGCGGAUAUUACUAAGAAGAACAACGAUGGAAAUACGGCUUUGGAUUUGUGUUACGUUCACCAAUCUUCGGAAAUUGAGAAAAUGAUCAAACAAAAGAUGGAAAGAGGUUUCUAA